GUUGCCAGGAUUGCACACCUAACACCCAGUGUUCUGACAACGGAGGCUUCUGCUACUCCAGCCAGAGUGCCUACUCGUGCUCAGGCAAUAUCUACCAAGAAGGAUGCAGUGAAACAACCUGUCACUGUUGUAUUAAUGAUACUUCCCUCUGUAUUGAAUUACCCGCCUGUGAAAGUGCUGGUGGAACAUGCAUGAAACCAGACGAAUGGAAUACUUGUGUUGGAGAGGUUGACUCAACUGACUGCCUUGGCACUGAUUGUGCCUGUUGCAAGCCAGGGGUUUGUACACCAAAACCCAUCUGUCAGACCAACGGCGGUUACUGCUUCGACACCACUAGUGGUCAUGUAUGCAGUGGAACCCAGUAUGACGAUGGGUGUGAUGGUACAGCAACCUGUUCCUGUUGUUUCCCAGAUCCCAAUGUUUGUAUCGAAUUAGAUGCAUGUGGUGGCGACCGUGGCACAUGUAUGAAAGAUUCUGCCUUGGCAACAAGUUGCUUUGGCGUACCAUAUCCAGAACAUUGCCUAGGAAACGAUUGCGUUUGUUGCCAGGAUUGCACACCUAAUACCCAGUGUUCUGACAACGGAGGCUUCUGCUACUACAGCCAGAGUGCCUACUCGUGCUCAGGCAAUAUCUACCAAGAAGGAUGCAGUGAAACAACCUGUCACUGUUGUAUUAAUGAUACUUCCCUCUGUAUUGAAUUACCCGCCUGUGAAAGUGCUAGUGGAACAUGCAUGAAACCAGACGAAUGGAAUACUUGUGUUGGAGAGGUUGACUCAACUGACUGCCUUGGCACUGAUUGUGCCUGUUGCAAGCCAGGGGUUUGUACACCAAAACCCAUCUGUCAGACCAACGGCGGUUACUGCUUCGACACCACUAGUGGUCAUGUAUGCAGUGGAACCCAGUAUGACGAUGGGUGUGAUGGUACAGCAACCUGUUCCUGUUGUUUCCCAGAUCCCAAUGUUUGUAUCGAAUUAGAUGCAUGUGGUGGCGACCGUGGCACAUGUGUGAAAGAUUCUGCCUUGGCAACAAGUUGCUUUGGCGUACCAUAUCCAGAACAUUGCCUAGGAAACGAUUGCGUUUGUUGCCAGGAUUGCACACCUAAUACCCAGUGUUCUGACAACGGAGGCUUCUGCUACUACAGCCAGAGUGCCUACUCGUGCUCAGGCAAUAUCUACCAAGAAGGAUGCAGUGAAACAACCUGUCACUGUUGUAUUAAUGAUACUUCCCUCUGUAUUGAAUUACCCGCCUGUGAAAGUGCUGGUGGAACAUGCAUGAAACCAGACGAAUGGAAUACUUGUGUUGGAGAGGUUGACUCAACCGACUGCCUUGGCACUGAUUGUGCCUGUUGCAAGCCAGGGGUUUGUACACCAAAACCCAUCUGUCAGACCAACGGCGGUUACUGCUUCGACACCACUAGUGGUCAUGUAUGCAGUGGAACCCAGUAUGACGAUGGGUGUGAUGGUACAGCAACCUGUUCCUGUUGUUUCCCAGAUCCCAAUGUUUGUAUCGAAUUAGAUGCAUGUGGUGGCGACCGUGGCACAUGUGUGAAAGAUUCUGCCUUGGCAACAAGUUGCUUUGGCGUACCAUAUCCAGAACAUUGCCUAGGAAACGAUUGCGUUUGUUGCCAGGAUUGCACACCUAACACCCAGUGUUCUGACAACGGAGGCUUCUGCUACUACAGCCAGAGUGCCUACUCGUGCUCAGGCAAUAUCUACCAAGAAGGAUGCAGUGAAACAACCUGUCACUGUUGUAUUAAUGAUACUUCCCUCUGUAUUGAAUUACCCGCCUGUGAAAAUGCUGGUGGAACAUGCAUGAAACCAGACGAAUGGAAUACUUGUGUUGGAGAGGUUGACUCAACUGACUGCCUUGGCACUGAUUGUGCCUGUUGCAAGCCAGGGGUUUGUACACCAAAACCCAUCUGUCAGACCAACGGCGGUUACUGCUUCGACACCACUAAUGGUCAUGUAUGCAGUGGAACCCAGUAUGACGAUGGGUGUGAUGGUACAGCAACCUGUUCUUGUUGUUUCCCAGAUCCAAAUGCGUGUGUCGAAUUAGAUGCAUGUGGUGGCGACCGUGGCACAUGUGUGAAAGAUUCUGCCAUUGCAACAAGUUGCUUUGGCGUACCAAAUCCAGAACAUUGCCUAGGCAACGAUUGCGUUUGUUGCCAGGAUUGUACCCCUAAUACCCAGUGUUCUGACAACGGAGGCUUUUGCUACUAUAGUCAGAGUACCUACUCGUGCUCAGGCACUAUCUACACACAAGGAUGCAGUGAGCCUGAAUGUCACUGCUGUAUUAAUGAUACUUCUCUCUGUGUCCAUCUGCCUGAAUGUGAUGGUACUGGAUCAUGCAUGAAACCUGCAGACUGGAGUAGCUGUAAUGGCUCAAUUGACUCCACCAAAUGCCUUGGGGAUACCUGUGCCUGCUGCAAUCCAGGAGACUGUAUACCAGCUGCCGGCUGCACCGACAAUGCUGGUUACUGUUAUGACUUGUCAAGCAGUCAUGUAUGCAAUGGCAAUUCGCACCCUGCAUUAUGCAACAACACAAACUGUGCCUGCUGUAUUGCACAACCCGCAACCUGUGGAACUGAUAGCCUGUGCACUGCUCAAAAGGGUUCCUGCUACAACGAAUUAGAUAGCACCUAUGUCUGUACUGGCACCACUGAUGCAACCCUAUGUGCUGGUGCAACUUGCACUUGCUGCAUUCCAACAUCGGGAUCUUCAGAAUCUUCAGAAACAGAAUCUUCAGAAACAGAUGAUUCAGAAACAGAAUCUUCAGAAACAGAUGAUUCAGAAACAGAAUCUUCAGAAACAGGUGCAUCAGAAAUAGGUGAUUCAGGACCGGGAAAUUCAGAAACAGAUUCUUCAGAAACAGGAUCUUCAGAAAAGGGAUCUUCAGGACCUGGAUCUUCAGGACCGGGAUCAUCAGGACCGGGAUCUUCAGGACCGGGACCUUCAGGACCGGGAUCUUCAGGACCGGGAUCUUCAGGACCGGGAUCUUCAGGACCGGGACCUUCAGGACCGAGACCUUCAGGACCGGGAUCUUCAGGACCGCGACCUUCAGGACCUAGAUCUUCAGAAACGGGAUCUUCAGGACCUAGAUCUUCAGGACCGGGAUCUUCAGGACCGGGAUCUUCAGGACCGGGAUCUUCAGGACCAGUUCAUAAUCCAGGAAUACCUCCAUAUAUUCCUCCACGAGGCAAACCUGCGUUUCUUAGCGAAAAAUAUAUUCAAGCUCCUCUGAAUCUUUUUUAAUACGAAAAAGUGGGAAUUUCUGGACCCCAAAGGCUGGAAAAGUUUCGUUUAGUUAAUGCUUCAAUGAAUCACUUUGGUAACCUCUGAUAAGUGCUCUUAAAUUCAAUUUUGUGCAUCACUAAUGCAUUUCAUCACCUGUUCAAAAGCACAUUUCUCUGCCAAUAAAGCAAAAUUUUA
This is a messenger RNA of Macrobrachium nipponense, 3428 nucleotides long. Its product is annotated as neurogenic locus Notch protein-like. The record is from RefSeq and is a predicted model, not a curated record. The transcript is spliced from 22 exons. Lineage: Eukaryota; Metazoa; Arthropoda; Malacostraca; Decapoda; Palaemonidae. The coding region runs from base 192 to 3251 and encodes 1019 amino acids.